Molecule: messenger RNA, 1712 nt
Organism: Pelobates cultripes (western spadefoot toad)
Lineage: Eukaryota; Metazoa; Chordata; Amphibia; Anura; Pelobatidae
Source: the annotation of a GenBank genome assembly
AUGGACGCCAUCAUCCACAGCUCCCCGGCACCAAGACAUAAUCUGCCGCGCAUCUCAGGUAGGGGGGGCCAUCGACCCGCGGGACCCACAGCUACGAUCCCAGGGCUCCCAGGGCUGCCCACCGAUGCCCUUUUUAUACCCACAAUCGGGCAAAAACGAGUCCGCAAAUCCCGGGCCUACCUCGCUCUCCCGCCGGCAUCGCAGCUACCCGCGGGGAUCCCCCUGAGCCUGGAGGACUGGUGCGGACAGCGGGCAGGUCACCACUCACCCGACAACGAUAUGGGGAGGCGAACACAGAAGCCACAACAGGCAGCACCUAGGGACUCCCAAGAUAUUGGGACUCUGCUGCAACGCACAGCAGGCCACAAAAUGGCGGCCGAACAAGACCAGGAAACUGGCCCCACACACUCAGUACAGCUGUCCCAGGGAAGCAGCACAGACAUGAGAGCUGAAGCCCCCAGCAGCCCACAAGCAGAGGGGGAUGACUCAGCCCCAGCCACAAAAAGGGACAUCAGACUCCUAUUACAGGAGAUGAAAGGGCUGUUUGACACCGACAUCAACCUAAUUCACACAGAAACGCAGGCGGUGACGGCAAGAGUACAGGCCUCUGAAGAAGACAUACUAGACCUCCGACAGGAGGUGAAAAGCAUGGGGGACGCCCUAAAACAUUUACAGACAGCGAACUCAGCGCUCCAAAACACGCUAGACGCCAUGGAAGAUCGCAACAGACACACACAUAUUAAGAUUCGGGGUAUCCCUGAUGCAGUGGGACCAUCCGAAUUACCACAGUACCUGAGGAGACUCACGGCCACAAUACUGCCACAUACACAAGCCAAAAAGCUGGAAUUUGACAGCCACUUCCGCAUUAACAAAGCAAAAAGGGCACCCACAACGGCCCCAAGGGACGUCAUCGUCCGCUGCCAUUCUAUGACAGACAAACGCCGCAUACUAGCAGCAGUGAGAGACAAGACACCCUUGGCCUUCGAAGCCUCACGACUUACCUUCUUCCAAGAUAUCACGCGGAGCACCCUACUCUGGAGAAAGUCCUUGAGCAACAUAACGGAACAACUGCAGAAGGGGAACGUAGAAUACAGAUGGCUGUUGCCAAGAACCCUGGCGGUAUUCAGCGGAGACGAGGUUCUAAAACUCACCUCACUCUCGGAGGCCCCAGCGCUUCUCCAAAAAUUGGGACUAACUCAGAAUGCCCCAACACCAGGACCAACGCAAGCCACCCACUCAUGGGACCCGGACAGAAUAGUACCAUACGUCCCCAGGGGCAACAAGAGACCGGAGGCAGAGACCUGAACACCUCAAACUGUUUACCUCUUAAUUUCCAUGCUCUGAUAUUCUCUCCUCUUCUCUGAUCUCACCCUAUUGCUCUACCAAAAUACGUCAUUCUACUAAUAACUCCCCAUACAAAGUCGGAGACGAACUCCCAACCCCCGCGACCCUCUUAGGUUAAGGGCCAACACUACCUAUUAACCCAAGCAUAGCAAGCACGACACAAAACCCACACUCAGGCACAGACAGACGCACAUAUACAACUUUCACCGACGACGAACAACAGCACUUUACAAUCACCAACACCCUCCCUCAAACAACAGAGAGGAGUGCCACUUAACCACUCACAGGACCCAAGCAACAUAGACACAAUCACUCACAACCAGUUCACCCUACGGGAGCCUACCGCAUGGGCACACUCGACACAUUAG